This is a messenger RNA of Cajanus cajan (pigeon pea), 915 nucleotides long. It is a transcript of the gene CSD2, whose product is annotated as copper/zinc superoxide dismutase 2. Gene Ontology annotation, biological process: superoxide metabolic process. Lineage: Eukaryota; Viridiplantae; Streptophyta; Magnoliopsida; Fabales; Fabaceae. The record is from RefSeq and is a predicted model, not a curated record. Gene Ontology annotation, molecular function: copper ion binding.
AAAUUGAUUUCAUCCGUGCGUAAAAAGAGUGGCAGAGGAAACAGAUAGCUUAGCCUUAGUCAGUAGUGAGCAGUGAGUUGACAGUUGACAAUGGAAGCAGCAUUGGCGGCCAUGGCUCUCUCACUCCAAGCUCCUCUUUUUUCCAUAGCUCUUCCUGUUCCUGCCGCUACCAACAAAGCCGUAGCAGUUCUCAAGGGCAACUCUUCCGUCCAAGGCCUUGUCACGUUAACCCAACAACAAAACGGCGCAACAACGGUUAAUGUUCGUGUUUCGGGUCUUACUCCUGGCCCUCAUGGUUUUCACCUCCAUGAGUACGGUGAUAUAACAAAUGGCUGCAUAUCAACUGGACCACAUUUCAAUCCUAAUAAACUCACACAUGGUGCUCCAAAGGAUGAAAUUCGCCAUGCGGGUGACCUGGGAAACAUAGUUGCUAAUGCUGAUGGAGUUGCAGAAGCAACAAUUGUCGACAAUCAGAUACCACUCAUUGGACCUAAUUCAGUAGUUGGAAGGGCCUUUGUUGUUCAUGAGCUUGAGGAUGACCUUGGAAAGGGCGGGCAGGAACUUAGUUUGAGCACUGGAAAUGCUGGUGGAAGAUUGGCAUGUGGUGUGGUUGGUUUGACUCCAGUGUAAAUGCAACAAAUGUUUUUGGAGCAGUUGUGUUUUAUCUGUUUUUUGCUUUCAUCAAUUUACCCAUGUAAGCUCUGAAACAUGACAUCCUUCUAAAGAUGAAUGCUAAAUGGAAUCGUGAAGGCUGAGGCACCAGAGAUUUAUCUCAAUAAAAUUAUACUUCUGAUGAAUUUCUUGUGAAUAAACCUAGUGUUAAAUGUUGGUACUUCAGUAUUUUCACCAUGUUUUUAUAGACUGAUGUUUACCGAGAGUGACACUAUAUUGCAUGUAUAGAAAAUGGCUUCUGUA